UUUGAAACGCGAGAAAAUUGAUUCUGCUUAUGGACUUUUCUUUUCUUUUUUUCUUUUUUAGAAUUUUAAUCGUUGAUGUGAUGAUAAGAUGAGUUUGGGACUACUUGAUGUUGUUUAGAUAUAAUUACCAUAGGAGGUAGUAGGUGAAGAAACAUUUUAAGUAAGUUGGAGUUGGGAUUAGCUGUCCUUAUUUGCUAUCUCUUCUGAUGAUUUCCGUGCUAUUGCGGAUAAGUACUCCAUCUGUUUGAUUACUCGUUUCAUUUAUGUGAAUGAUAUUCUGGGUUUCAGAGAUAGAAAUUUUGAUUCUGAUUCUCUCCCUCUCUCUGUGUUAGGAUCUUUCUAAUUUUGAAUUAGGUGUGAUGGUGAUAUCAGGGUUGAAAGUGCGUUUGAAUUGGGUCUUUGUUUUUUCUGAUAAGAAAAAGAAAAAACAAAAAAUAUAACCAAAAGGCUGUUAGCAAAACUGAUCGAGGAAUGGAUUAUGAUAUUCUCAACUUCAUAUUUUCUUGACUUACUGAUUGAUGAUUUAUGGGAUCUUUUAGAAGAAAAGUGUUUUGAAACGUUAUUAAAAGUUGAAGAAGACAACAGGUGAGGGAAGCAAAAAUCAAACCUACCAAGUGGCAGUGGGCUGAUAGCUAACACUAAGGAUACUUGGAAGGUAAAAUCCGAGUCAUCAACUGGCGCAACUUUGAUUGUACUGCUGAAGGGAACUAAAAAUCUUACCUCAAAUGUUGAUCACAAAAGCUCAAAGUUAAAUAUCUGAAAGAUUUGUUCCUGAAAUGGUUUCUUCUCCUGUACUAAAGGUUAAUGCUGAUCACACAUGCACCAAAGCCAUAGUUGAAAAGUUGGUCGAAGACUUGUUGAGCCAUACACUUGAAAUUCUAAGGACUACUACAGCUGAACUGCGGUUGCUUACCAAGCUUAAUGCGAAAAAUCGGAGGGUGAUUUCGGACUGUGGGGCAAUUAGCCUUUUAGUCAAUUUGCUAAACUCUACUGACACACAAGUUCAAGAGAAUGCUGUUACAGCACUUGUGAACUUGUCAAUUGACAAUAAUUGCAAAAUUAUCCUUGCUCAGGCCAAUGCAAUUGAAGCUUUGAUUCACGUCCUUCAAACUGGUAGCCCAGAGGCAAAGGAAAACUCAGCUGCUACUCUUGGUAGUCUUUCAGUAUGUGAGGAUAACCAGGUUAACAUUGGGAGGUCUGGGGCAAUAGGGCCUCUGGUUGACUUGUUGAGGGAUGGCACACCUCGAGGAAAGAAAGAUGCAGCCACUGCUCUGUUUAAUUUGUCAUUGCUUUCCGAAAACAAGGCUAAAAUUGUGGAGGCUGGAUCUAUCAAGCAUCUUGUGAAGUUGAUGGAUCCAGCUGCUGGAAUGGUUGAGAAGGCAGUGGUUGUUCUGGCAAAUGUUGCAUCAAUAGAUGAAGGGAGGAUUGAAAUUGUACGCGAGGGUGGUAUUCCUUUGUUGGUUGACGCUGUUGAGUUAGGUUCUGCCAGGGCAAAAGAGUAUGCAGCUGCUGCAUUAUUGUGGCUUUGUGCAAUCUCCAGUAGGUUCUGCAUCAUGGCAAUCCGAGAGGGAGCUGUCCCACCAUUAGUGGCUUUGUCACAAUCAGGCACAGCAAGGGCCAAGGAAAAGGCUCGGGCACUACUUGGCUGCUUCAGUAGAAAUAAGCUCGUAUGACAAUGCUAAAAGUCUGGAAGUGACUAAUUCUUAAACAAGGUUUGGCUGUUUCCAUUGCGUUCAUGGUGUACGAUAGGAUUGCUGUUAGGAUAGAAAUGGAAACAUUAAUGUGUAUUAAGAGAAUAUUAGUAUUUAGCUAAGAAGUUGUUAGUGGAGAUUGGUUAUAAAUAGAAUGAGUCUUGAAGGGGCAAUUGUUUAGUGUUUAGGCUUCAGUGAUACCUCAAGACAACAGAGGUUUUAAGUACUUCGAAUUACUCAGGUUAUCUUGCAGUUCUUCUAUCUUUUAUAUUUCAGUAUAUUCGGGUUUUAUCAAUGUAUUUACGUUCAGAUGUUGCGUACAUAUGGGUUAUUGCUCUGUAAUUACUGGUGCAAAAAGAAAAGAAAAACGAGGGUAUAAUAAAGGAAGGAUAGUUUUUAUUGUUUCAUGUUAAAAAAUUGGUAUUGCAAUGUACAUGACGAAGGAUUUGUU
Cucurbita moschata (crookneck pumpkin) is the source of this 2142-nucleotide messenger RNA. RefSeq names its product U-box domain-containing protein 4-like. The record is from RefSeq and is a predicted model, not a curated record. Lineage: Eukaryota; Viridiplantae; Streptophyta; Magnoliopsida; Cucurbitales; Cucurbitaceae. The transcript has 3 exons. Gene Ontology annotation, cellular component: nucleus; cytoplasm. The coding region runs from base 777 to 1673 and encodes 298 amino acids. Gene Ontology annotation, molecular function: protein binding.